GUGUCGCCUUCGCUAUUCCUGCGAAAGAAACCAAAUUCAUAUUCAUUCGUGUGUAGGCUGCAUGUAAAAGCGGCUUCUGCUAGCUGCAUACGCGAUUGUAGUAGAGACAGGUCAGGAGGUCGAAUCCCCAUCUAUCCUGUUUCAGGUUUUUCUUUUCAUUUUUCGCCAGGAAAGAAGAAAUCAUGCCGCUCGGAAGAUUCGCCCUUGGGAGGGCCGAAGAGGCCACAGAUCGCAACACUCUCAGAGCUGUUAUAGCCGAGUUUCUUUCGACGCUGAUUUUCGUAUUCGCAGGAGAAGGCGCUGUCAUGGCGUUCGGUAAACUUACCGGAGGUGCAGACAUAACGCCGUCGGGGCUGGUUGCCAUUGCUCUGGCGCACGGCAUAGCUCUGUUUGUGGCCGUUGCAAUUGCGGCCAAUAUUUCUGGUGGCCAUGUCAACCCUGCUGUGACCUUUGGUGCUCUCGUUGGUGGAAAUAUAACCCUGCUCAGAGCUUUUCUGUACUGGAUUGCACAGCUUCUUGGAGCUGUUAUCGCUUGUUUGCUGCUUCGCUUUACAACGGGCGGUCUGCGUACAGGAGCGUUCAGAGUGGCUCAUGGCUUGGGUGACGGGAAUGCUGUUGUGUUCGAGAUCGUAAUGACAUUUGGUCUGGUUUACACAGUUUAUGCGACGGCCAUUGAUCCCAAGAGGGGUGAAUUAGGCACCAUAGCUCCCAUUGCCAUUGGAUUUAUUGUAGCUGCAAACAUUCUCGCAGGAGGACCAUUUUCAGGGGCUUCCAUGAACCCUGCUAGAGCAUUUGGCCCUGCUCUGGUCAGCUGGGCAUGGAGACACCACUGGAUUUACUGGGUUGGCCCUUUUGUCGGAGGCGGUCUUGCUGGGAUUAUUUACGAAUCUUUAAUGGUUCGAUCUGAUCCCACUCAUCAGCCACUGACUACUGAGGACUACUGAGCUUCGAAAGAUCAAUAAUGGCUUCGUUUUGUUAAGACAUAAUAGUGGCUUUCUUUUGUUUUGGGGCUCGAACUCGUGAUUUCCUGGGAAAAGCUUGUCUUCUGCAUGAUCGUAGCCGUGUGUGGUGGGGUAUAUAUAUCUAUAUAGUCUGUGUUUUUUCUAUUUGUCUAUAUGUUUAUGUACUUGUUUUGCUAUCUUAUUUUGCUGAAGAACUUGUGAAUAAUUAAUAUGUAUUUCGAUUCAAUUGUAGUAAAUACAGUACCCUUUUAAGGAUUUGUUUCGAA
Cryptomeria japonica (Japanese cedar) is the source of this 1228-nucleotide messenger RNA. RefSeq names its product aquaporin TIP1-1. Gene Ontology annotation, biological process: water transport; transmembrane transport. The transcript is spliced from 3 exons. Gene Ontology annotation, molecular function: water channel activity. Bases 183 to 944 code for a protein of 253 amino acids. Gene Ontology annotation, cellular component: membrane. Lineage: Eukaryota; Viridiplantae; Streptophyta; Pinopsida; Cupressales; Cupressaceae. The record is from RefSeq and is a predicted model, not a curated record.